UUCUCAUUUCUGCUAAGCUGGUAGCUGCGCGUGGUGUAGACACACAGCAUCUUUUGGAGAUGUUUUAUUCAGGGCUCCUCGCAGAAGGCAGUAGGAAGGAGAUGGAAAUGCGAGAUGCGGCUUCUCUGCGGCAGCAGCGAAGAAUGAAGCAGACAGUCCAGUUUAUGCACAAGGAUUCUGCAGAUUUGCUUCCAUUGGACGGACUGAAGAAAUUGGGAACCUCGAAGGAAACCCAACCACAUAACAUUCUGCAGAGGCGGUUACUGGAAACUAAUUUGUCCAAGUUUCGAGGAAACAGUUGUGGAACAAGAGUCCCAGAUAACGGUAUCUCGGUGCAAAGCUAUGGGUUUCAUCAGGGCAGAGAGCAGAGCCCAACAACAAGCGAGGAAGAAGACCUGAUAUGUGUGUGCUGUAAGUGCGCUGGAAAGGAGAUCAAAGUUGUAAUUGACACAGGCUGCCGAUUCAACCUCAUUACUACGGCCUGCCUGGAUAGAUUUGGUCUGAAGGAACUUGUCAAGAUAAACGAGACUGAAGUAGAGACUCUCCCUUUCCCACAUAACUUAAAACCAGUGGGUCAGAUUGAAACUCUCCCUCUCAUGAUUGGGCAGAUACAGGUGGAUUGCUCAGCAGUUGUUGUGGAGAAUGAUAUAGAAUGCAUGUCUCUGGGGUUUAGAACAUUGCGAUCCUUGAAGUGUGUAAUAAACACGAACAAGCAACACCUAGUUCUGGGCACAGUGGAAAGGGAGGAAGUUCCAUUUUCUGCUAGUAAAAGUGACAAUGAAAGCUCUCCUGAAGUGUGAAGGAUCCAAUCUUCUCAGCAAGUUAGAUAGCAUACAUUACCCUUGGCUGCCCCAUUCCUGUAAAUUUGACAGCUAGUGUUAACUACAAGUACAUGGGAGCUUAAUUAGAUUUUGCACAACCAGGGCAUGAAAUGGCCGGCUGCCUCUUAACCUGACAAGCCCAGUUUUGAUCUAUGUCAGGUUAACUCCUCAAUUUGCAUUAAUUAAAUCAUAUAAUGUGGUCAUAGCAUUUACAUACAGUAGCAAUCCGAAGUGCGGCGCUACCAGUGAGCCACAGAAAUGCACAACAUUUCAUAAUGACAAUGUCAGAUAAACUCUUUCAUGUCCUGGGAUGUGUCACAGUUUAGCAUGCUUAAACUAUGCGUACAUUUUCAAGACCUCCAUCGUUAUGCUGCUUCUAGCAGUUUUUAAAAUAUGUUCGUACAAGACUAUAGAUACAGUAUCUGUCAUACUAGCUAAAUUGGCUUUGACACAUAACAACUUUGCAGAUUAUAUAUGUGGUUUGUUUUAAACACCUAUGUUAAAGUUUGCUGUUAAUUUGAUCAGAAUAAAAAUGAAAUGAAAACAGGACACAUUUGCAAACACUCUAAAUUUUAAUUGACACCAUUUCCAGAUUAUGACCAUGUAUUAUUCAUUGAGGUACUUCAGACCCAUGACAUUUACCUCGUUUAUCUUGUAGAUAGCUGGAAAUCCAGCCGUGCCCUAUGUUUUGGUAUGUCUUGUACAGAUAAUUCAGAACCAACAAGCACAACAUUGUUGUUGUAGACAAGGAUAUGGACAAAAGUGUAAAAAAAAUAAAAUAAUAAUAUAUACUUUUACAAAAUGCCAAUAGAGUAGAAGAGUACAGCAUUUUAAAUGUCAUUUGUGAGCAAAAUGUAGAAAUAAUUUCACUGCUAUGUAGUAUUUAUGCUGCAGUCUCCUUUUUAGCUGCUCUUCAAGAGAUUCCGUUUGAUGUCUUAAAAAUGAUACCAGCUCAACCUUUCCAACUAGUGCCUGUCAUUUUUAUUGUUUAGAAACUGUUUCUUACUUGAGUAUUAGAUGCUGUAUUUUAGUAGCAUUUGCGCAAGUGGCACUUUGUAUUAGCUUAAAUAUCAAUCAGUUUUUUUUUUUUUUUUUUUUUGUGAACUCCGUGCAUUUUGAUAGCCUAACUUUUAUGUUACAGACUUGUGGUAAUACAAAUGUAGAUACAUUGUUAAAACAAAUGUAGUUGUUUCUGUACGAACCAAAGUGCAAUCGAAGGUCAGUUUACAAAUAUUUUUUACAUCUGUGAUAAUAGUUGAAUAUUUUUUCAGAGUUAGAUCAGCAGUAACAUGGGUCUUUGAUCUUUGUAAGUAGCUGCUAUAGUUUUUAACUUUCUAUUUAAAUGAAAGCAAUAUGAUUAACAUUACUGUUCUGUACUGUUAUAAGGAGCCUGUAUAUUUGAAAUAAAAUACGUUUAGAUCUGCG
Messenger RNA from Polyodon spathula (Mississippi paddlefish), 2246 nucleotides. RefSeq names its product nuclear receptor-interacting protein 3-like. The transcript is spliced from 7 exons. The record is from RefSeq and is a predicted model, not a curated record. NCBI's taxonomy places the organism in Eukaryota, Metazoa, Chordata, Actinopteri, Acipenseriformes, Polyodontidae. Gene Ontology annotation, molecular function: aspartic-type endopeptidase activity. The coding region runs from base 60 to 800 and encodes 246 amino acids. Gene Ontology annotation, biological process: proteolysis.